GCCCUCAGGGGGGCACCCCCUCUGGGGCGGGAGGGUGGUCAGCCGUGCCCUGGUCGCCGAGUGGCGGAGAGGUUCGGUGCCUCCUUCCUAUUUCCGCCGGCCAGCAGCGCGGCGGGGCGAGCGCCAGGCGAGAGGCGCUCGGUCCUCCCUCCCGCCCGCGUCGGGGGCCGGCCCUGCUCGCCAGCGCCUUUUUCCCCCGCACCGCGGCGCGCUCCGCCACUCGGGCACCGCAGGGAGGGCAGAGGCUGCAGCCGCCCGCCCGCCCGCCCGCCCGCGCGGAAGAUGGUCACCUCGGCCGGACAGCUCGCCCUGCUCGCGCUGGGUAUCGUGUUGGCUGUGUGCCAAGCUCUGGAAAACAGCACGUCCCCCCUGAGUGCAGAACCACCUGUGGCUGCAGCGGUACUAUCACAUUUCAACGACUGUCCAGAUUCCCACACUCAGUUCUGCUUCCAUGGAACCUGCAGGUUUUUGGUGCAGGAAGACAAGCCAGCGUGUGUCUGCCAUUCUGGGUACGUCGGCGCACGCUGUGAGCACGCAGAUCUCCUGGCCGUGGUGGCCGCCAGUCAGAAGAAACAAGCCAUCACCGCCCUGGUGGUGGUCUCCAUCGUGGCCCUGGCUGUCCUCAUCAUCGCGUGUGUGCUGAUACACUGCUGCCAGGUCCGAAAGCACUGUGAGUGGUGUCGUGCUCUCGUCUGCAGGCAUGAGAAGCCCAGCGCCCUCCUGAAAGGAAGAACCUCCUGCUGUCACUCAGAAACAGUGGUCUGAAGAGCCAGAGGAAGAAUUUGGCCAGGUAGACUGUGGCAACCAAUGAAGAAAGGCCUUCUUUAGGACAGCAGCACCAGGGGUGCCCGGGAUGGGCCAGCGGACCUUUCCUCAGUUGCCCAUCCUCACUUGGCAGCGUUUUGUCUUGUGUGGGCCUUCAGAACUUUGUCAGAGCUCUGUCUGCUUGGGGUUAUUUGGUGUGCCCUGGAGAAGACAUCAAUGGACCACAAUUUAAAGCCUGGUAGAACAAGAAUUGCCAAGGGGUGGCCUUCCUGUUUGCCUACAUCAGGUGUGCAUCAGGCGGUGUCUGAGUCCGUGUGUGUGCAGUUGUCUCCUGCCAACCAUGGAUCCAGACUUUCUUCUUGAUAGGCCACCUCCCCAUGAAAAAAUCCUUCCUAAUACCAGAGAUUCUAUAGCUCUUGCUGUUUUGUCUCAUCUCGUCUGUUAAUCAGUGUCGGAAACGAAGAAGGAGAAGUGGCUUAUUGUUACAUGAAGUCAUUGGGUUUAAGAGGAGCCCUGUCCUCUGACCACCAGACCCUCAACCAACCUGACAUCUACGGACACAUGAUGUUGAAGACCUUCAUAAGUUGUUGCUACCCUCAAAGACAAUUUCUUAUUUAUUAGACGGAUAAUGGUUUUAUUUUUAAUCUUUUAAGUCAAUGUAAAAAGCACACACCCCUUCAGACUUAUACACUAAAGAUGUAGGUUGCUGGCUGAAAACUUAGACUGAUUAGAAAUGACUGGCCUCUGAGACAGCUAAAACCAGAGGCUACAGAAAUGGAACCAGCGGAUGGUUCUGAUAGGAGUGAGAAUCACGGCCCAGAGGUCAUGCCAUCAAGAACACAGAAAAGCAGGAAAAUGCCCUGAUACAUUCAGCUGGAAAACUUAGCAACUCCAGGAGGGAUCUGGCCCCUCUGCUGGGGAGAGAGGACAAGAGACCUCAUGUGUGUGACACAUGUAAACACAACACAUGCUCUACUGCUUGGUAAUUAAAUGGUUUAACUUGUGAGCCCAGCUUGGGCAUUAGCAGCCAGCAUUUCAGGCUGAAUCUAUGAAAGGGGACCAAUCCUUUAUUUUCCAUUUUGUUCCUUGGUUGGUUUGUUGCUUUAUUUUAAAGGAGAAAUUUAAGUUUCCUAUUUAUUUUUAAGCAUUAAGAGAACUCUUCCAGUGGGUUUUUUUUUUUUUCCUUUCCAUUCAGAAUGCCGGUUUUGUGAACAAAAGCACUAACAAGCCUCUUACUUUCCCCUCAAGAGGAGUAGAAAUUGUUCUCCUGAGCACUUGAGAACACUCUGACCUGCUGGGCCAGCCUGUGGAAAGCAGUGUGUCCCUUCAAAUGAUCAGCUGGGAGUUCAUCCUUCAGAACUUUCAUUAAAAGUUGGAAACAGAAUGACAACGAAAUCAUAUAUACAAUAUUCAUGUGAAGAAACUAUUCACUACUAUUUAAGAAGUGAAAGAUUUUCACCUUUUAGCCCUCAGUGCAUCUAACUUACCAUGCCUUGCAAGGGUCUUUGGCAUGUCAAGUUGAUUUUUACUGGGAAAUUUUGUCAUCCCACUAAUUAUUCUUCCCUAAUCUUUUUCUGUGAAUAUCUGGUUUUUACAAUCAAGGCGAUGAUCUCACUUGUGGCUUAAGUUUGGCAUUUAUUUAAUGGUGCCACACCAGAGGCAUCAAAUGCAAAAGUUGAGUCUGUCGGAGCCAGCCCCUAACAGUGCAGCUGGCAUCACUCCAGGUUUUUAAACUAUUAAAGAAAAUAGGUGCCAGUUUGGAUACCUUGGGUCAAUCCUAUUAGCAGCAGAUAUGUGAGCCAAGGCUUGGCUAAGGCCCCCUGCUCAGACACCAAGCAAUUGACCCUGGUUUUAGACCCUAGUAUGCCCUCAGCUUUCUUAUCAGAGUCCCUGAAGUCUCAGAUUCUGGCUUAGAGAGACCAAUGAAAGUAGAGGAGGGGCUGGGGAUUUAGCUCAGCGGCAAAAGCGCCUGCCUGGCAAGCGCAAGGUCGUGAGUUCGGUUCCCGGUACCGGAGAAAAUCCAAAAAAAAAAGAAAGUAGAGGAGCAUGACUUGUUUAUAACUUGAGUUCCCCUUUUUUUCUUUAAGACAAUCUUUUCCUGGCUUGAGAGAGGUCUGAUCGCUUUUAAAGGAGUAUAGAUUGAUGUGAAAAUGUGUCUCGGAGCUUCCUUCACCUCAUGGGUGAAUGAUUAGCGUCCACCUGAAAAUGCUAUCAGUAGCUGGCAUCCAAGAGACUUCGCAGAGGUGCAAGAAAAUAGUGAUGGACAGAAGGUGGAAGCCAAGGCUCCCGGUGAGGACCUCAGAUUUAGUGUCUGUGAAUUCUCUGGUUCUAGGGUUCAGCUGCUUCCAGCUGCUGGGGCUCCCUUCCUUGUGCCUGUACAUCCAUUGAACUCAAAUGUGUGCCCUUCAGAAAUACCUUCUGGAUUAGUCCUUGUAAGCCAGCAGGUCUGAGGCUGGGUUGAGUGGGCUUGAUUGGACCAUUGUCCAUGUCUGAGGAUAGAAUAGCCUUAUUGUUUUGAUAAUUUCUCUUUGGGAAAUCAAAUGAAGACAAGCACUGGAUCCCCAUACCAUUUAUUGGCAGGGGUCGGUCUUUGGUUAACUAUAAAAAUGCUCUUUUUAGGCUUAAAGUGCAUCUUGUAAGCUAUCUCUGCAAAAUCCUUGUGUCCUUGCCCUUCAGAAAGCCAAGCGUUUCCUAUGAUUAAGGAACUGUUCAAGAGGCCUGACCUGCUAAGCAGUGGUGCAGUGGAGAAUGUAACUCUUCCAGAAUGUAACUGUCCCAGAAAAGACUUUAGAUAAAGACCUCCAAACCUUUAACGGGGCCUGCAUUUCCCCACUGCCCUAUAGGCUGCGACAGUAAACACACUGGCAGGAAACUACAUAGAAGAAUACACAGCAGCCAAAUCCAAACUGGAAGUUAGGGUCCAGGUAGAUACAUGUGAGGAAAAGCAAGGGGUGAGUUGAUUAUGUGUCCCAGCAGAAGAGGUAGGUACGGUGGCCCUAAGAUCCUUUUUCCUGAGCAAGGAGAAGGGAGGGAUUGACACUCACCCAUGCACACUGAUGAGGGAGAAGGAUUUGUGGUUCUAGAACUUCUUGGGAAGAAAUGUUCUUUGCAGGUAUAGAAAACUGCCUGGUGUCUCCAAGCCAGUUUCCCAAAGCCUGUGAGCUCCUGGUGUUUUUUCCAGGCAACUUGGCAAGAAUAGACCAAUGAUGCCCUAACGCUACUCAGGAGGCCUCAGCCCCUUAGUAGGUUCUGGACUUUCAGCUCUCCCAGCAUGCCCAGCCUUGGGGAGAGGAAUGAUUCAACACCCCAGGACCAGGGUACUUCACGAAAACCACAUGUGUUUGUUUUCAGUGUUUUAACAUAAGACGUGUCCUCUCUAGCCAUUGAGCUUACCAGACUUUUUGAAAGACGUAAUGGUAUACAUGAACACACACACACACACACACACACACACACACACACACAUACAGUACUGAAAAGCAACCCCUCUUCCUACUGUAAUAACUUACCAAAAUGUUCAACUUUUCAUUACCUUUAUUAUACAAACCUGAUGCUUUUUUUAGAACUCAUUACUCUGACUUCUGUAUAUGUUGCACUGAGAAGGUUAAUAUUUAAUGUCUUAAUUUAUUUUGUGUGGUAAGUUAAUUUUGAUUUCUGUAAUGUGUUAAUGUGAUUAGCAGCUAUUUUCCUUAAUAUCUGAAUUAUACUUAAAGAAUAGUGAGCAAUAUAAGAUGCAGUUGUCUUUUUCAGAAAUGUGCAUUGCUGUUCAGUUGUGCUGUACCUUGUUUGGAAGGAUGAAGGAAUGAAUUCUUUUUUUUUCCUAAAUCGA
Messenger RNA from Chinchilla lanigera (long-tailed chinchilla), 4594 nucleotides. RefSeq names its product transforming growth factor, alpha (gene Tgfa). Gene Ontology annotation, biological process: positive regulation of mitotic nuclear division; epidermal growth factor receptor signaling pathway; positive regulation of cell population proliferation. NCBI's taxonomy places the organism in Eukaryota, Metazoa, Chordata, Mammalia, Rodentia, Chinchillidae. The record is from RefSeq and is a predicted model, not a curated record. The coding region runs from base 283 to 765 and encodes 160 amino acids. The transcript has 6 exons.